AUGUCAGUUGCAAAUCGUUUGCGACGAUUGCGCAAGCAGCCACCAGAAGGCUGGGAUUUGAUUGAGCCAACGCUGGACGAAUUCGAAGCGAAGAUGCGUGAGGUGGAAACGGAUCCGCAUGAGGGAAAACGCAGAACCGAAACGCUUUGGCCAAUUUUUAGGAUUCACCAUCAGCGAUCGCGUUACAUCUAUGAUUUGUACUACAAAAGACAGGUGAUCAACAAGGAGCUGUAUCAGUUUUGCCUGGAUACGAAGCUUGCCGAUGAAAAACUGAUAGCGAAAUGGAAGAAACAGGGCUACGAGAAUUUAUGUUGUUUGCGAUGUAUUCAGACACGUGACACAAAUUUCGGCACAAACUGCAUCUGCAGAGUCCCGAAAAGUAAACUGGAUGUGGUAUGUCGUUUGUUUUUACAUAUUUAUCAUUGA
Gongylonema pulchrum is the source of this 426-nucleotide messenger RNA. The record is from the annotation of a GenBank genome assembly. NCBI's taxonomy places the organism in Eukaryota, Metazoa, Nematoda, Chromadorea, Rhabditida, Gongylonematidae.